AUAGCAUAUAUCAGGCGCCUGAUCUCAUCUGGCGCUGUUUGGUCGUCUGCGGCCCGUGUAGCCACUGCUGAGGAGGAUUCUUCUACAACAUGCAAGAAUCCCACAGUUUUGGGGCCUUGGCGGUCCUGGUGACUGUGGUCGUGGUUCAGAGUGUGUGGUCGCAGGACCUGCGACACGUCACAGAGCCCAAGACCCCACAGACCUGCACAUCGCUGAAGGCAAACGGCAAAGACGACACCGAAACCAUCCAGAAGGCCCUCAACUCCUGCACCAAAGGGAAAGCCGUCGCACUGUCCUCGGGAACCUUCAACUCUGGCCCGCUGAGCAUACCGUCCGGUGUCGGACUCAUCGUCGAGCAGGCGGUGACCUUGAAGGCCAUCCCCAAUCCUGUGCUGUACGGGUCGGCACGGUGUGGCACUUGGGAUUCCAGCGGCGACCACUGCACCCCUUUCAUCCUCAUGAGCGAGGUGAAGGGCAGCGGGAUCUACGGCAAGGGCACCAUCGACGGCCAAGGGUACCACAAGCUGGCGGGCUCCAACAUGAGCUGGUACGACUUGACCAAGAACUCGGGCUCAGGGAAGUGCCAGAACAACCCCCGGCUGAUCAAGAUCAGGAACUCGCAGGACAUCACCGUGCACCAGGUCACGUUGCUCAACUCCCCUUACUUCCACCUCACCACUUCCAACACGACCGGGUUCACCGCGUGGGGGGUCACCAUCCAGGCGCCCGCCGACGUCGGCAACACGGACGCCAUCGACCCCACGGGCUCGCAGAACGUGACGGUCGCCCACUGCAACAUCAGCACCGGCGACGACAACGUGGCCAUAUCGUCCCUCAACUCGCCGGCGCGGCACAUCUCCGUCCUGAACAACCACUUCGGGCACGGCAACGGCAUGUCCAUCGGCUCCGGCACCUUGUACGGGGUCAGCGACGUGCUGGUGUCCGGACUGACCUUGGACGGCUCCGUCAACGGGGUGCACGUCAAGAGCGACUCGCUGAACGGCGGGCUCGUGCAGAACAUCGUCUACGAGGACAUAUGCGUCAAGGGCGCGCAGAAGCCCAUCCACCUGGACAUGCAGUACAUGAACCACACCGGCGCGCACGAGCCCCACUUCCGCAACAUCACCUUCAGGAACAUGCGGGUGGUCACCAGGGGCAGGUUCAAGUUCGUGGGGUUGAGCCCGUCCAACGAAGUCGAAGCAACGUUCGACGAUGUCCACAUCGCCAAGGGCUCGUACUGGCUCACGAGCAACGCCAAAAUAAGUGGGAAGGUUGAGUACGACGCAACCGGCAGUUGUGGAUGGGCCGGUAAUAAAUAGGUUUGUUGUUUCGCACCCAUAAACAAAAUCAUAUGUUGAAAAUCUUUCAUGUUUGAAUUGUAACAAAAUUAUUAGAAUUGCAACAUUUCUAUGAAUUCAAGAAUGUUAAAGUGUGUAUAUAUAUAUUUCCUGUUUACUGUUUUAUUAAUUAAUAUAUUUCUUCCUUUUUCGCAUACAAUUGUAAUUAAAAAAUUUGAGCAGACAAUUUAUAUAUAUUAUUUUGUUUGAUUAAAUAUCCUACCUUAAAAA
This is a messenger RNA of Bacillus rossius redtenbacheri, 1568 nucleotides long. RefSeq names its product endo-polygalacturonase-like. The record is from RefSeq and is a predicted model, not a curated record. NCBI's taxonomy places the organism in Eukaryota, Metazoa, Arthropoda, Insecta, Phasmatodea, Bacillidae. The transcript is spliced from 2 exons. Bases 90 to 1319 code for a protein of 409 amino acids. Gene Ontology annotation, molecular function: polygalacturonase activity. Gene Ontology annotation, biological process: carbohydrate metabolic process.